Molecule: messenger RNA, 2941 nt
Organism: Colletotrichum scovillei
Lineage: Eukaryota; Fungi; Ascomycota; Sordariomycetes; Glomerellales; Glomerellaceae
Exons: 5
Coding region: 766-2820 (684 amino acids)
Biological process (GO): regulation of DNA-templated transcription
Cellular component (GO): nucleus
Molecular function (GO): transcription cis-regulatory region binding; DNA-binding transcription factor activity, RNA polymerase II-specific
Source: RefSeq, a predicted model, not a curated record
UGAGUGUAUGAGAGUGUGGUUUAACGAGGCUCAUGGUGACGUUUCAGAAAGACACACUGCCACUCCAAGACUCCGAAGUGGUUCGGAACUUAUCGUCAGCACCAAGGCCAAAGCCACAGCCACCACCAUUCAAGCACCUAGAGCUGGUUAGGUUCGGUAAAGACUCCAAAAGACCCCUGGAAUCCGCCCUAAGAGCGGAGCCGCCUAAGCCUGACGCAUGCAACUACCCCAAGGCACCGGCCAAUCAACAACAUCCGAACGUCGCCGGAGGACUCGUUCGACUCAUUCGCCGCUCUUUUCCUCAACCCAUGUCUCUCUGCCCCGCGAACUUCCCAAUGUGCCGGAUGUUAUGGUUCUUGUGGAAUUACACACAACUCACUUCCUACCCCCAUUCGCUCACCUGCUAGACGUCCAAGGCGCAAGCUGAGCUCUGAGCUGCUCAGACAACGCUCUCAUUCAUCUCAGCUCCACCAUCAUUCCCUUUGCUCGGUGUAGCUUCGCAGGCAGUGGAUCUAAACUUUACUCUCCCAGCUCGUCCAGAUACGGGAAGGCAUCAGUCGCUUUCUCUUCAUCUCUCUCACUCCCCGCCAAGCUUCUCUGCAAACAUCUUCGGCACUUGUUUGCCUAUUUAGUCACUUCACUCGUUCCGGGCCGAAUACCCGAGCACCCCCCAUACACCCCGAUCCGUCACUCCGUGUCGCCAACACAUCAUGGAGCCCGGUACCGAUCCUGACGCCGGCGCCAACCCGCGGCAGAGAGUGACCAAUGCCUGUGAAGCGUGCAGGGCGGCCAAGGUCAAGUGCCAAACCAGCGUGCAGCUGGGAAUAUGUCGAAGGUUUGUUAUGUCUCGACUUCAAGAGAGAAUGUAUCUUCCGCACCGGUCCAAGGACUCGUCGUCCACGGCAAUCUAAGCAAAACCAAGACGCACCCAGACCACCUCCCCCACCGGGGCCCUCAAAGACGUUCAGCAUCGACUUUGAAAUGCCCCAAGUGGAAGAGCCAGACGACCUCGAAAGCCUCGCCGCCCGCCACGACAAGUACGUGGACGAGUUUCUACCACCAGAGUCCGACCUAGAAUCCAUCGACAUGAUGUUCGGCCUCGACGCCGGCUCCGGUAGCGGUCCCCACUCGUCCAUCUCGUCCCCACCAUCCUCGGGCCCGUCCGUCUCGGUCUCGAGCUUCGGUCUCAAACCGCAGUUCAACCUAGACUCAGCAGAAAAGCUGCUAUCAACUUUCCGCGUCAUGCUCAAGCAUUUCCCCUGUGUGGCACUCCCGCCCGAUGCCACAGUCACUUCACUUUCAAAGACGAAACCGUUCAUGCUUCUCGCCAUCCUCUCGACGGCGUCUGCUACCAGUGCAUUGCAGGGCCACACUCUCUACGACGAAGAGUUCCGCAAGAUUCUGGGUCUCAAGUUUGUGGCUGGUGGUGAGCGGACGCUAGAGCUCCUCCAAGGGUUGCUCAUCUAUACGGCAUGGUACCCGUUCCACCUCCGGCCAAAGAACAAACAAGCCUUCCAAUACGUCCGCAUGGCAGCCGAGAUCCUCCACGAUCUCGAGCUGAACCAUCCACCUAGCCAAGGCGCAGGCUCACCUGCCGGCGGCGGCGGGACGGCCUCGUCAUCGUCCUCUGCGCCAGAUCAAAUGGACGGCAUUCGUGCCUACGUGUCCUGCUACUACCUGGUGUCAGCGCACGUACUGCCCUUCCUGCAGUAUUUCCGCCGCACGACUCUGACCGAUGCUAGAUUCGCAAUGGCCUGGGCCAAGAUGGCGAUCCUGGCCCUCGACUACACAUCGUGGACGGCCACCUGCUGCGAUCUUCUCGAGCACAAUUCUGCGCUCAAGGGCGAUCACACGCUCGCGUGGCUGGCUAGGCUGGUUCACAUCACCGAGGAAUCGGCUGCCAUCGCAAAGAGUAUACCGCAGGGAGAUCAGGCGAAGCAGCAGGUUCACUUCAUGUUUCUCGGGCUCGAGAGCCAGCUGAGGGAGUGGCAAGGCAGGAUACCAAGCAGCCUCGGCGACAUCAACUCCCUCACACUAGCCAACCUAUUCACCGAAAUGUUCCUCCUCGCCGGCCCAGUCUACACCCUCCGCUCAACAGCAAAAAUAGGCGACAGCGACCUCGGCCCCCCGAUCCCAGCCCACCGCCUCGACAAGUGCCUCACCCUCCUCCGCACCCUCCUCGACUUCAUGACCAACCUCCCCGCCGCCGCCUUCGUCGAGCUCAGCUCCAUCGACUGGGGCCGCUUCAUCCAGGCCGUCAUCCUCGCCAUCCGCCUCUCCUUCCCCAUGCCGCUCUGCCCGGAGUGGGACCAUGCCCGCGCCCGCGAGCAGCUGCAGUUCGACUCGUACCUCGCCCGCCUGUGCGCCAACAGCGAGGCGCCGACGCUGACGCCCGCGACCAAGAGCACCAUGGACGUCCUGUCUGCGGGGAAGGUUGUCUUUGCCGUCGUCAAGCGCAAGUACGAGGCUCGCGUCGCGAAUAUCGAGACCCCGGUGAAUAAGCUGCCGCGAACGAUCCGCGGGUGUCCGAUGUUUGAUGGGAGUCUGGAUCAGUACUUCCCGAUUUGGGAUCAGGAUCUGAGUAGGGACGGGACGCAUGGGUUGGUCUCUCCCGCGACGAAUGGGACGCCUGCGAUGGUGAACGGGCAGCCUGUCUAUCAUGACCUGUGGGCGACGAUGACUAUGAACUGGCCUGAUGGUAUGGCUGGUGCUGCUACGCCCGGGUUUGAUCUGGGCCAGGCACAAGAUCCGACGAUGAGCCUCGAUCCUUCGUUUCAAGGGGCCAUGAACCUUGGCCCUUCUCCUAGUGGUAGCGGGUGAGAUUGGUUUGGUCUGCAGCAUUUGGCGCUUUAUGUCAUCCGGGUCAUUUUGAGCAGCGGCAGCGAACCUAUUGCUCUUGAAUGGCGUUUAGAUUUAGGUCUCUUCUUAUUAUUUGGCGGGC